Messenger RNA from Anarrhichthys ocellatus (wolf-eel), 11734 nucleotides. It is a transcript of the gene trpm3, whose product is annotated as transient receptor potential cation channel, subfamily M, member 3. The transcript is spliced from 26 exons. The coding region runs from base 1840 to 7191 and encodes 1783 amino acids. The record is from RefSeq and is a predicted model, not a curated record. Lineage: Eukaryota; Metazoa; Chordata; Actinopteri; Perciformes; Anarhichadidae. Gene Ontology annotation, molecular function: monoatomic cation channel activity. Gene Ontology annotation, cellular component: plasma membrane. Gene Ontology annotation, biological process: monoatomic cation transmembrane transport; protein tetramerization; metal ion transport.
CCCCACCCCACACACUUUAUGCCCUUGGCCCGAUUUGGCGUUGCGGUCUCUUGUUAAUUUCUGUUUUAAUCUUUUGUUUUGACAAACAUUUGAGUGUUUGAUUAUUGUGAGUCAGUCACUCGCUGGAGAAAAACAGUCUGAGUGACUAGAAAUAGAAGUAAAGGCACACCAAACACCAACAAAGAUGAAGCAACCCAUUGCUGACUAAUUUAACCUUUUUUGUUUUUGUGCUUCAUAAUCACGCAUUUUAGUCUUUGAGAGCUGUUCUUCACUGAUUAGGUUUGCCCUUGUUGAUAUGAUCCUGGUCCCUACGGUGCAGCUCUAUGGAUGGUUGCAGCGUGUACGCCAAUCACUUUUAGAAAACGUAAUUUUCUAAUGCAACUAAAUCAGUGAGAAUACUCAAUGAGCCUUUAAUGAAACCUGAUAACCCACGGACUUGUGUAGAAAUAGACAACAGAUAUUAUUGUCCAUGCUUAAAGUUAACACAAAGGGAGAUGACUAAAAAUAUUUGGGUCUUACAGCUGUUAAAAAUGGGCAUUUGGCGUGAAAGGCUAGUUCAUUUGUUAGCAGUAUAAUGUACAAUACAUAUACACAAUGUGAUAUCUUUCUUUAGGAAUGCAGCUUAGUAUUCGUGCCAAUACAGCAAACUGAAUUGCAUCAAAUGGGAGUGGGGGAGGUGCAAUAAGACAAUCUCAUCAAAAGCUCUAUUUUUUACUGUUCUUGUUUUACCACUUUAGAGCUUUUAUGCAUAAAUAAAAGGACACACAUGCAAUUCAGUAAGUGGGUUGUACUCCUCUCCAGUUGUUUCAUGUGCUUCCAUCCUCAAACUCCAUCUGAAUUCAUUCUGUGAGACAGGGCUUUGACUCCACUUCACUCAUUUCCCUUUUGACCACCAUACAGUGCCUCGUCACAUCUCUUCGCCUCAAUUCUCUCCAUCUUUCCCCCCCUCUCUCUUUCUCUCUCUCUCUCUUUCUCACCAUCGCUCAUCUUUUUUUUUUACCAUGCGCAGAGCCAAUUUCUUCUCUUCCAUCCUGUCCCCAUAGUUUCAAUUUCAGCUUGUUCGUCAGUUGUGUUGGAUCUUAUUUUAUGUCUCCCCAUUCACUCUCUCCCUCCAUCUCUCUGUCUCUUUCUCUUCCAUUCUCCCUCUCUCUCUCCCUCCUCCUCUCAUCUUAGAGACAGUAGUGUGCCUGCAGCCUCAAAUCUAAGCCGCUGCCUGUCAGGCAGCUCCGGUUUUGCGCUCUGCGCUACUCUCCUUUUCUCUUCUCUCCCCUCUGCGCUAUACUGCACUGCACUGCACUGCUCGUCUCUCCUCUCCUCACCUCACAUCUCCAUCUCUUUCACUCCUCUUUCUCUUUCUCUACCUGCAUCCCUCUCGCACUACGCGCUCGUAUCUCUGUUGUGCAUUACUGCACUCUGCUCCAUUGUUUGGGGAAAUACAGUACACUCUGUUUUUUUUUUUCCCGCUGCCAGAGCUGGGUACACUCUGGCUACUGGUGGAACAGGAAUCGGAUGUUCCUGGUGCUCCAGGUUUGGCUUGCCUCGAACUCCUUGGAUCUGUGUGGGCCGGAGAGGAGGAGAGGGCAGGGAGGGAGGGAGGGGAGGGGGGCAGAGAGCUGACCAGGUGAGAGCUUCAUCUGCUCGGGGGAGUAAAGGCUUCACAGUGGUGGCAGUAGCGGUUGAUGGUUGUCCGUCGAGGGUCAUGCCCUGGGACCUGCGUGCUUUUCGACUGUUGGAGUUGGAGAUCCUCUCCUAUUUUUGCCCCCCUGGUGGGGCAGCAUUGAUCCUGGUCCCGGUAAAAGCUGCCGGGCACCAGUGGCUGCACCGUGAAGAGUGGGCACCAUGAACCAGCUGGAUGCACCACGGCCACUCAACUGGACCAUCAGAAAACUGUGCCAUGCUGCCUUCCUGCCAUCUGUACGCCUGCUAAAGGCACAGAAAUCGUGGAUAGAAAGAGUAUUCAGCAAGAGAGAAUGUGUUCAUAUCAUAGUGAGCGCCAAAGACCCCCAUAGGUGCUGUUGUGGUCGUCUGAUAGGUCAGCAUGUGGGCUUGCCCCCGGGCAUAUCAACGAGUCAGAAUGAUAAGGCAGAGCGUUUGGCUAAGAAUGACAGCCUGUCGGAGAAGUGGUCGAUCUGCAAACACACACAGCUCAGCCCCACUGAUGCAUUCGGCACCAUUGAGUUCCAGGGAGGAGGACACUCCAACAAAGCCAUGUACGUGCGAGUGUCUUAUGACACCAAGCCUGACCUGCUGCUACACCUGAUGACCAAGGAGUGGCAGCUGGAUCUGCCCAAGCUGCUCAUCUCAGUCCACGGGGGCCUGCAGAACUUUGAAUUGCAGCCCAAACUCAAACAGGUCUUUGGGAAAGGGCUCAUUAAGGCUGCCAUGACAACAGGAGCCUGGAUCUUCACCGGCGGAGUGAACACAGGAGUCAUACGGCAUGUCGGUGAUGCAUUGAAAGACCACGCCUCCAAGUCAAGGGGGAAGAUCUGCACCAUUGGCAUUGCUCCGUGGGGCAUCGUAGAAAAUCAAGAGGAUCUCGUUGGCAAAGAUGUGGUGCGUCCAUACCAGACCAUGUCCAACCCCAUGAGCAAGUUGACGGUUCUAAACAGUCUCCACUCCCACUUCAUCCUGGCAGACAAUGGCACCACGGGAAAGUACGGCGCUGAGGUCAAACUGCGACGUCAGCUUGAGAAACACAUCUCCUUGCAGAAGAUCAACACACGUAUUGGUCAGGGUGUGCCGGUGGUGGCUCUGAUCGUAGAGGGAGGCCCUAAUGUGAUCUCCAUUGUGCUGGAGUACCUCAGGGACACACCGCCCAUCCCUGUGGUUGUGUGUGAUGGCAGCGGCAGGGCCUCAGACAUCUUGGCCUUCGGACACAAAUACUCUGAGGAUGGAGGCAUAAUUAACGAGUCUCUAAGAGACCAGUUGCUGGUGACCAUCCAGAAGACUUUCACCUACAGCCGCACACAGGCCCAACAUCUGUUCAUCAUUCUCAUGGAGUGCAUGAAGAAGAAGGAGUUGAUAACAGUUUUCCGGAUGGGGUCGGAUGGUCAUCAGGACAUUGACCUUGCCAUCCUCACAGCAUUACUAAAAGGUGCCAACGCUUCAGCUCCUGACCAGCUGAGUUUGGCUCUGGCUUGGAACAGAGUGGACAUCGCCCGCAGUCAAAUCUUCAUCUACGGACAGCAGUGGCCUGUCGGUUCCCUGGAGCAGGCGAUGCUGGAUGCCUUAGUUCUGGACAGAGUGGACUUUGUCAAGCUGCUGAUUGAAAAUGGAGUCAGCAUGCACCGUUUCCUCACGCUUUCCAGACUGGAGGAGCUCUACAAUACGAGACAUGGACCGUCCAACACGCUGUACCACCUCGUCAGAGAUGUCAAAAAGGGAAAUCUGCCCCCGGACUACCGCAUCAGCCUCAUCGACAUUGGACUGGUCAUAGAAUACCUCAUGGGCGGGGCAUAUCGGUGUAACUACACCAGGAAGAGAUUCAGAACUCUGUACCACAACCUCUUUGGACCCAAGAGGCCCAAAGCCCUGAAACUGCUGGGGAUGGAGGAUGACAUGCCCAUCCGCAGAGGCCGCCAGAAGACGACACGCAAACGAGAGGAGGAAGUAGACAUCGAUUUGGACGACCCCGAAAUCAAUCACUUCCCUUUCCCCUUCCACGAGCUUAUGGUGUGGGCCGUGCUUAUGAAACGUCAGAAGAUGGCGCUGUUCUUUUGGCAGCACGGGGAAGAGGCCAUGGCCAAGGCCUUGGUAGCAUGUAAGCUUUGUAAAGCCAUGGCACACGAAGCCUCAGAGAACGACAUGGUGGAUGACAUCUCCCAGGAAUUAAACCACAACUCCAGAGAGUUUGCCCAGCUGGCAGUGGAACUCCUAGACCAGUCCUAUAAACAGGAUGAGCAGAUGGCCAUGAAGCUGCUGACGUACGAGCUGAAGAACUGGAGCAACGCCACCUGCCUGCAGCUGGCGGUAGCGGCCAAACACAGAGAUUUCAUCGCUCACACCUGCAGUCAGAUGCUUCUGACCGACAUGUGGAUGGGACGCCUGCGCAUGCGCAAGAACUCAGGCCUGAAGGUAAUCUUAGGGCUGCUUCUGCCGCCAUCCAUCCUUAGUCUGGAGUUCAAGAACAAAGAUGAGAUGUCCUACAUGCCCCAGGAUCAGGAGGCCUACCUGCAGGAGAAGGAGGAGGAGGAGCCUGAGAAACCAGUCAAGGAGAAGGAGGAGGAAGACAUGGAGUUCACAGUAAGAUCUUACUGUGAGGCGCAGUACAACUCCGUGGCAAUGCUGGGUAAGGUAGCCACAGAGACAUCCAGAAAGAAGGAUGUUGAGGAGGUUCAGAAACGCCACCGCCUCAUCCCCUUGGGACGCAAGAUAUACGAGUUCUACAACGCUCCAAUUGUCAAGUUCUGGUUCCAUACGUUGGCCUACGUGGGCUACCUGAUGUUGUUCAACUACAUUGUCCUGGUAAAGAUGGACCUGUGGCCCUGUCCUCAAGAGUGGAUCGUCAUCGCUUACAUCUUCACCAACGGCAUUGAGAAAAUGAGAGAGAUCCUGAUGUCAGAGCCGGGGAAGUUGUUACAGAAGGUGAAGGUGUGGCUUCAGGAGUACUGGAACAUCACAGACCUCAUGGCCAUUCUCAUAUUCUCCAUCGGCAUGGUUCUGCGUCUCCAGGAGCCGCCGCUUAUGAGCUACGGGCGGGUCAUCUAUUGCGUCAACAUCAUCUAUUGGUACAUCCGGCUGCUGGACAUCUUUGGGGUCAACAAGUACCUGGGUCCCUAUGUGAUGAUGAUUGGCAAGAUGAUGAUCGACAUGAUGUAUUUUGUGAUCAUCAUGUUGGUGGUGCUGAUGAGUUUUGGGGUGGCGCGUCAGGCCAUCCUCAACCCUAAUGAAGACCCAUCCUGGAUGCUAGCUAGGAACAUCUUCUUCAUGCCUUACUGGAUGAUCUACGGAGAGGUGUUUGCCGACCAGAUUGACCAUAGUAGGAAGUUAAGGCAAAGGGUGAAUGACAAACUCUGGCUGGCCGACAAUUACUUACGAACUUACGGAACCUGGCGUAGUAGUGCUCCAUCCCACAAUGCCCAAUGCAGUCAAACCCCCACCCCCUGUGGGCAGAACAUCACUACAGAGGAUGGGGGGGUGGUGGCCCUGCCUCCCUGUAAGACUGGUGCCUGGAUUGUCCCAGCCAUCAUGGCCUGCUACCUGCUGGUGGCCAACAUACUGCUCGUCAACCUACUCAUAGCUGUGUUCAACAAUACAUUCUUCGAGGUGAAGUCCAUCUCCAACCAGGUUUGGAAAUUCCAGCGCUACCAGCUCAUUAUGACCUUCCAUGAGCGCCCGGUCCUUCCUCCACCCCUCAUCAUCUUCAGUCACAUAACUAUGGUCCUUAAGCAUCUGUGUUGUCGCUGGCGCAAGCAUGACGAUGACGAGAGGGACUAUGGACUGAAACUUUUCAUCACAGAGGAUGAGCUGAAGAAAGUCCACGACUUUGAGGAGCAGUGCAUAGAAGAGUACUUCAGAGAGAAAGAUGACCGAUUUCACUCCUCUAACGAUGAGAGGAUCAGAGUCACUUCUGAAAGGGUGGAAAAUAUGGCAAUGCGUCUGGAGGAAGUCAAUGAAAGGGAGCACUUCAUGAAGGCCUCGCUGCAGACCGUUGACAUUCGUUUGGCCCAAAUGGAGGAGCUGAUUGGACGAAUUGCUGUAGCGCUGGAGCGUGUGACAGGCGUUGAGCGUGGGGAGGUCAGCAAAGUACGUUCCAGGACUUCAUCUGACUGCACAGACUCUGCGUAUAUACUCCGCCAUGGUGAGUGCCCCGAAGCAGCAUACAUCCUCCGUCAAAGCAGCUUUAACAGCACAGAAGGGAAUACCUACCGUCUGCAGGAGGCGCUGGAGGGAGCAGCUGAGGGCUCCAUGUCCCCUCCUUCUCCUACAGGCAUGGCUGCACGGACAAGGAGUCACUCAUUUUAUGUCGGUCGAGGUAGUGAACGUCCAAGUGGAGCUGAACGAGCUGAGAGCUUCUUCAAAGAACGCUCGCUCAGUCUCCAUCGAGCCAACAGCUCACAAUCAGUGUCCUCAAGUGCCGCCACCAAGGAGUCUAAGCCCCUCCCCCUGGCGACGCUGUCGGUCUCCCAGCAACACCGUCCAUCAUCAUGCAUUGAUAUCUAUGUCUCAACUUCUGAGGAGGUAGGGCCUGCGGAGGUCUUUCUGAAUCCUCUCCGAAUGGUCCCGCCGCUCAACAGAGACUGCUCGCUGCAGUCAGAUAUCAUGGAGACGGUGCUGCCGGGAGGCCGGGACUUCGGCAGCGCUGCCACCAGCGGUAUGGGCGAUAGGCACUCGGAGGGCGGUUUAGGCAGCAGCGGAACAGCUGGAGCCAUGUUUGACGACAGUGCAGCUGCUGAUUUGUCCUUGUGCUCGGGCCACCUCUUACCAGACACCACUUUACCUCCUUGGGACAUGGAUCCAUCCCCACCUCCCUCAGCAGGGCUGCUCGAGCGCUCUAAGAGCACCCGCUACCUCUCUACGACAGGCACAGCAUUCCUGGAUGAGCCCCCUCUGGUUAAGUCACACAGCCUCAUGUUCACACCAAGAGGCUCCUACAGUGGACUGGGGGCAGGAGUCCAGGUAAAAGCUGCAGAGUACACCAGCAUCACUGACUGCAUCGACACACGCUGUGUCUCAGCUCCGUACACUCCUGCAGAACGCUCACACUCCCCCGGAGGAUCCACCUCAUUCCCUUUUGAUAAGCCGUCAGAGAUUGCUUCCUCUCAUCCAGAGAGAGAGGCAGAGCUUAGCCACACAGAGUCUGAUCCAGAGGACCCCGACGACCUGAUUCCAGACCCUGAUACCCCUCGCCUGGGAGGCCUAGGUGGGCCCAGUGGGGCCCCUCUCUGCUCUCCCUUCUCCAGGCUGGAGCGAGCAAACAGCUGCUCCUCAGAUGACUCCCAUCCUUCCCUCACGCUGGCCCCUCCGCACCGGAAGAGCCUGUCGGUGAGUGAAAGGAUGGAGAGGGGACCGGGUCUGGGGGCAGACAUGGGGCCUGGGCCAGGGGGCCGGGGUCUGGCAGGAACCAGAAACCCCUUCCUCAGGAGCAAGUCUAGCGCACGGCCUGACACAGCCAAGACUGACAGCCUCUCAAUGAGAAAGCUGGCCACUCCGUCAGCAUUCCGCAGCUUUGAUAGACAAAACUACACGUGACAAGAACACUGGUCGGCACACUCACACACUGAUAGGACCAGGGAGGAAAGCUGAAAGGGCAAAAGUGAAAGCAGGGUGAAGUUGCCCAUAGAUGCUGAUCUGGACCAGAUCUACUGUUUUCUCACUUACGUUUUAGGUUAGAAAAGGUGGUAAAAGUGUAAUCAUAGUCAGUGCUGGAGGGCAACUUUACCCUGGAUUAGGUGUCAGGUGGAACAGGAUGGAAGAUGUAGGCGUCCUCCUGUACACCAGUCAAAAACAAAGAGCUAUGAAUCUAGAGUAGUUUUUACCUCCUCCUGUAGCUAAGUAACUCUCAGUGGGGUGUUAUGGCAAUGGAAGGUGUAUUUGUACUGUAUGUCUUCAACCCACCACCCACCUUUACGUCACGUAGACAUCACAUCACUGUGUUACAUCACAUAUCAAUCACGUAAGUCAGAGAAAGUAUACUGUUACUCCUAGCUGCAUUAUAUGGUAGAAACUGUCAAGUGUGAGAAACAAAGAGAGAGGAGAAGAAAAAAGAAAAAACAGCCACCUCAGUUUGUCGCUUUGUCUUGGCACGGAGUCGCAAAACCUUCGCUUUAAAUACAUCAUCCUCUCUUCAUACUAUCCUAACUCCACUCUGUACGACCCCAGCACAAGCCAACUAGCUAACAUUUUUGGCUGCUUCAUAAAAGAAUCGGUGAAGUGUUUUCAACCAUCGAGAACUGUUUCUUCUCUGGGAUGCGCUGGAAAUGAUUGCUGUAACAUGGCAACAACUUACCUCUAGAUACACAAAUACACCUUUCAAAUAAUCAAUAUAUUUAUUUCUUUUUUCAAAAGGUAUAUCAAAUUUGCCUUUCAUUGUUUUGCGUUUUGUAGCACAAUCUAUCAACCAAACUGUUUCUUUUGUCAGUCUAGCUAGAAAAAGAAAGCCGUGUUUGAACACACUCCAGUCAGAAGGUCAUGAACCGAUCACAAGUCUUCAGGCUGUCAAGUGUCAGCAGUCUAUACCUGCAAUAAAAACUGGGUUUUAUUAGCCAUGUGAUAAGAGUGAAAAGGUAGAACUAUCAGGAAAAAGUGAGAAAGAAUGUGACAGGAAGACUGAGAUUAGCCGGUGACAGCGUCCAGUGUUUUACAACUGAUGUUCGGGGCAGCAACGAGCAUAUUUACAUGUUGACACAUACACACACACACACAGUCAGUGAAAUCUUACAUGACACUAGAACAUACACUCUAGUUCAGUCCUGAUCCCUGAGAGCUUUAACAAGUGCAAUUGCAAAAAAAAAAAAAAUGGGGACAAGAGGGCGCUAUGAGCCUAUUUCAGAAGCAAUGCUUGCUGGGUGAACCUUCUUUGCCUGCACCUGACACCAAAAAUCCUUACACUCAACAGAUCAUUGCUCUAUUGUAGCCCAGCCCUCCUCCUUCAGGUUUUGACAGUGGCAUUAUGUUGCAAUGGUUUUACAUCCACCUACACCUAAUGGAUCCGUCCUUCAUGUUCUCCAUAUCUGUCAUUCAUUUGAUUUUCUCCUUUAUUUUAUUGAUUGCAUUUGAAUCCAGACACUGCAAAAGGAGACUGUAAUAGAAAUCCUGAUGAUUGAGCCCAUUAUAAAUUGUAUACAGGUCAAGAAGAGUUCCUAAAGAAAGAGCUAAUUUACGAAUUUAUCUUUAACAAAAAAAAGAAGCUUGAAAUAAGCUGUUAAGUAUAUGCAUUCUAGUUGAAAUAUAAGAAAGAUGUGCAUUUUAAGUGACAUGGAGGAGGACACAUAGGUAUAUUAUUAUUAAAAGAUGAAAGCCAGAUCAGUGUUUUAGAAAGUUCUCAUUUUUUUUUAUUGUAAUGGAAAAAGUCCCGGAGGAGGAAGAUGCCCUUCUCUGUUGGCUUUUUAAGAAAAGUGAAAUGAAUAGAAUUCUUACGGAUUUUUUUUAUGUUUGUUUUAUAUUUCCUCACUAUUACAUUUCAGUUUAAUCAUGUUGAAUAUAUUUUGAGAUUGAUUCUAUUUAUUGACAUUUUCUUGCUCAUUGAUGAUGAUUACAGUAAAUGCCUGUUUGAACUACAAAAUCAAUAUUUAUAUCUUCUCAGUGAUAUUUUUGUCAAAUUUUAAGUAUUUUCUAAUUAAGCUUUUAAAUUUAAUAAAAAGAUGACCAUCGACAUGCACUAAAUGCUGAUGUAUUAUAUUAUUUAUUAAAUAUCGAAUUGUCAGAUAUACUGUAAAUCUAAAUCAUAUUUAAAUUGUUUAAAGUAGUUUUAUUGUAUGUUUUAUCAAGCAGCUUUUCUAAUGUAAAGUUGACAUGGCAAUACACAGUUGCCAGUAUACCAAACGUAGGGUGCCUUUUGGGCAUGGAUGGACUAUGUGGGGACUGAAGUGAAUCAGAAAUCUAAUCUAGCCCCUAAUAUCUGUGAUUAUUUUGGCUUUUAAAUCCACUCGUAGACCUUUGUUGCUCUCUUUAAACACAUCUGAUGUACAGAUUGGGGGGAAUGUUGAUAUUGAUAGACUGUACCAUUGCUUGUGUGGACGUUUAAAUCCACUGAAAAACAUAAAAACAUAUCGUUGAGAAUUAUAGUUUCAUAGCUGAAGAAAAAAGUAUAUUUGCACAUAAAUCUGAGACAUAAGGGUUUGAAUAUAGCAUGAAUUUGUAUAAUUUGACUUAUCUCUGUAUUAUAACCAAAUCUGUUUGAUGAUCCACACUGUUCAUACGCCUACUAAUGCUGAACCAAACCCUAAACCUUAAAAGGGGUACUCCAGUGAUUUAGCACUGCACCUGCUCACAGUUGGGGGACCUUCUAGAAACGGACGUUUAGUCCGCAGUAUGGAUCAAGUUUCAAAAACACUUAAUCCUACAAUUCCCAUGGUGCAACUCAAAAGCAUCUUUUGACAGACCUUCCGUGACUGUUAAAUCAUCUCAUCUUUCAAACACCUUGCUCCCAUUUAAUAACACAAGUUGUCUGUGAAAUAUUUGGUAUGUGUCAAGCUUGACUGAACAUAACGCCGAUGACAUCGUCAGAGUUAUUUUCUUAGACUUCAGAAAGCUCCCUUUAGAGCUACAAACGACAUACACACUGUGUUCAUAGGCUGAACGGUAAACCUCCAUGACCAGUAAACUGACCUUUAUUUGUCAAAUUGGUGGAGUGCCCCUUUAACCCAGCAAUUACAACACCCACAUAAAUUACAUUCAUGUGGGUUGGACAGAUCGGGGAGUAACACACUUGAAAUACCUAUAAGAUGGCAAAUGGGAUGUUGUGGUCCGUCGGUACAUACACAGGAUAAGAUUAGCAAUUUCCUCAACAAAUACAUAGUAUGCAGUAUGUUUAAGAGGUGAAAGAUUGACCCCAAGUCAAUGCUCAGGGACAACAUUACCCCAGUGAUGCAAGGUAGUAAGAUUAUCAUGCUGGAAUGAAAGAUGGAAACAAAAAGAGAAAUAGAGAGAUUUGGAUUUGUCUGCAGCAGAAAGCUUCUUAUAUAAUCACUGUGCUUUACGUCUUCGGGACAUCAAUAUUUGUUGUGUCUUAUGUCUUCAGAAAUGGCAAUACAACAUGAAGGAAUGCCUUCAUGCUAUAUCGACUAACUUUGUUCACUCACAGGAGUUUAAGUUCCUAAAAAUCCGAACAACUAUAGAUUUGCAUAUCGUUAGAGAGGGCUUUGGUCCCUCACAAGCUGAAACAAACCAAACUUUGCCAAACCAAAUGGAAACGAGCUGAGUCGCGCUCCACAGACAGUUGUACAGCUCAACUCAGUUAUACAUGGCUAACGAUGAAAACAGACUGCGGCAGACUGAAAAGUGUAGGCCCUCCUAUUUGACCUACUGUGAUACGGAAUCAAAAUAUUAUUUUUAAAUGUCUUUGUCCUUGCAGUAAGGAAUACGAGACAACAUAUCCUUUCAUGGCACUACUAAACUUGUGUGCACAUGGUACUAUUAUUCGUUUUAUGGUAUGUUGGCAUGGCUGGGAGGUUGAUAGGAGGUGUGUGCAUGUGUUGGUGUUUGCGUGCUUGUACAUUACCUGCGCGUGAACCUGGAGAUAUAAAUGACACCAGUAACAGGGAGGCAUCACAACACAACACAACAUAGUCUCAGUGUACAGUAUUUUUUAAAUAUUUUGCUAUACUGUAUCUCAUGAGCAUAUGAUGGUAAUCAACAGAUCUGCUUCCCUCCUAUGACUAUGAUUGGACAUUCUUUUACCUUUACAUUGGUAAAAGACUGUCCAAUCCCUUACCUGUCAACUACAUACCAAGGCCUGGUGUUAAGUUAGAAGGUUAAUCAUUAUGACUCGUAAGCUAAAGACAGUUUCACGCACGUUUUUUCUGCAAUAAUUGCUGAUGUGCUUCUACAAUUAAAAGGGACUUAUCCCCCUACUGGUCACACUUUAUUUAAUGUCCUUCAAAUGCAUGCAGUUCUUCCACUCAGAGUGUACAGAGACGACCUGUAAAGAUGAUCGAAAGAACGAUAGAGAGAGAGAUUAUAAUAUGAAAUCAAAGUAGUGAGUAUUUGGAUGCAAAUACAAAUCUGUAUUCUUCAAUGUGAAUAGGAUCAUGUCUGGCAUGCAUUGUUAAAUAAAAAAUUAAAUAGAUUGGUA